Messenger RNA from Vombatus ursinus (common wombat), 1260 nucleotides. RefSeq names its product gamma-aminobutyric acid type A receptor rho3 subunit (gene GABRR3). The transcript has 8 exons. NCBI's taxonomy places the organism in Eukaryota, Metazoa, Chordata, Mammalia, Diprotodontia, Vombatidae. The annotation marks the transcript as partial. Gene Ontology annotation, biological process: monoatomic ion transmembrane transport; nervous system process; chemical synaptic transmission. The record is from RefSeq and is a predicted model, not a curated record. Gene Ontology annotation, cellular component: neuron projection; membrane; GABA-A receptor complex. Gene Ontology annotation, molecular function: extracellular ligand-gated monoatomic ion channel activity; neurotransmitter receptor activity; GABA-A receptor activity.
GAAAUUAAAAUGAAGAAGAAAGACAGUACAAAAGUAUGGCCAUUCAAGUAUGAUCAACUUCUCCACAUAGAAGACCAUGAUUUUGCAAUGAGGCCUGGAUUUGGAGGGGCACCAGUACCUGUGGGUAUAGAUGUCCAGAUUGAAAGUAUUGACAGCAUUUCAGAAGAUGACAUGGACUUUACAAUGACCUUUUACCUCAGACAUUAUUGGAAAGAUGAAAGGCUCUCCUUUCCUAGCACAAGAAACAAAAGUAUGACCUUUGAUGGUAGAUUAAUCCAAAAGAUUUGGGUGCCUGAUGUCUUUUUUGUACAUUCCAAAAGAUCCUUCAUCCAUAAUACAACCGUAGAGAACAUUACGCUUCGAGUAUACGCCGAUGAUAAUGUCCUCUUCAGUCUCCGGGUAACGGUUUCUGCCGUGUGCUUUAUGGAUUUCAGUCAGUUUCCUCUUCACACUCAAAACCGUUCUCUUGAACUAGAAAGCUAUGCAUAUAAUGAGGAAGAUUUGAUGUUGUACUGGAAACAUGGAAAUAAGUCCUUAAACACAGAUGAGCCUAUUUCCCUUUCUCAGUUCUUUAUUGAAGAGUUCAGUGCAUCUAGUGGAUUAGCCUUCUACAGUAGCAGUGGUUGGUACAACAGGCUUUUCAUUAACUUUGUGCUAAGGAGUCAUAUUUUCUUUUUUGUCCUGCAAUCCUGUUUCCCAGCCAUGCUGAUGGUGAUGUUGUCAUGGGUUUCAUUUUGGAUUGAUAGAAGAGCUGUUCCUGCCAGAGUUUCAUUGGGUAUAACUACUGUGCUGACAAUGUCCACUGUUAUCACUGGAGCCAGUGCCUCAAUGCCUCAGGUGUCUUAUAUCAAAGCUGUGGAUAUUUACUUAUGGGUCAGUUUUCUCUUUUUGUUACUGUCCGUCAUUGAGUAUGCAGCAGUGAAUUACCUCACCACAGUGGAAGAAAGGAAGCAAUUUAAAAAGAGGGGCAAGAUUUCUGGAAUGUAUAACAUUGAGGCAGUACAAGCAAUGUCAUUUGAUGGUUGUUACCAUGACAGUGAGACUGAUAUUGACCUGCCCUCCUUUUCUAUACAUUCAGAAGAGUAUUCAGUGAACAGCAAAAAUCCCUACAUCCCCACCAUUGAUUCAGCUCAGCUAAAGAGGAAGAAGUCUUUGAAAGGCAAUGUUGGCAGAACCAUUCUUAAGAACAAUCAUGUCAUUGACACAUAUUCUAGGAUUGUUUUUCCUGCGAUGUUUAUUGUAUUUAAUUUUUUUUAUUGA